UGGUGCAUGGGUUUCCAGAUGCGUCUCCAUUUGCCAUGAUGGAUUGUCCAAAAAAGCCAGACUCUUGGCCAAACUGCCUAGUCCUCACGAAUAUUCCACCUGAGACACAAGACGACCUCAUCAAGAACUAUGCUGAGGUGAUAUGUAAACGGAACGUGACGUCCUUUAACCGCCAAAAAAUCUGCCCUUCUGUUGCCGUGGUUCAAUUUGAAACAGCGGUCACGGAUCAAGAUAUUAGCGCUUGGGAAAGGCGUCUAGAGGAGAAACGGCUGUGUAGAAAUCGCGUUACGAUUCAAGCUUUGGGACAGCCAAACGGAGUGGUUGUAAAAAAUGUUCCGCACGAUGUUACAGACGAGCUUUUAGAAUUGUACUUCGAGAACAAACGAUCCGGGGGACUAGACGGUAGCGUUAUUGACGUUGAUAAUAAAGCGAACGGAACUUACGUAGUUAGGAUCAAUGAUCUGUCCGCUGUUAAAUCGAUACUGUCAAAGGAAGGUCAUACUAUUAAUGGGGCGGAUGUAAUGGUUUAUCCAUUGUUCGAAACGUUACAUCGCCAUUUGCUCAAAACUAAGAACGAUCAACAAUUUAAAUGCCACCUGAUUGAACAGCCAUGGUCAUCUUUCAAAACAGCAGACGGCCCGAAGUUGAUACCGCCUGUCCCGACUAGACCGACGGGUUUAAGAAUAGGAGACACAAGUCAAAUGCCUAUGGAACACAAGAUUGAUUUGUUUGAAAACGCAGCUCCGUUAAUUGAUCAUGAACCUCAUCCUGUCGAAAGAAAACGCGUUUUUCCAUCAUCGUCCUUUCAAAACAUGGAUGUUCCUGUACAGGUUCCUCCAAUAAUAUUGGGUAGUCGAGUUUCUGGAAACGUCGGUAUAGGCCGACAGUUUAACCGAGGACAACGUGAAAGAAGCAAUUCGGGUGGUGAGAGGAAAGACUGUCGGUCUGAGAUAUCGCUCCCUCAUUAUAAGGUCAUUUUACUUAUCAUCAAUGGUUUUGGAUCUAAACAGCUGAACAGUGGAACUGUCAGUUGUAACACUGAUGAAAAGGCAGGAAAAGUAAUAAUAUGCGCUACUACAGAGGAAGAGCUCAAAUCCGUAGAAAUAAACCUGUAUGAAUGUCUCAGUGAAGUGAAAAACAAAGAAAAGAUCAUUCAAGCAGAGUUAGCACAGUUUCUCAACACAGCUGAGUGCAAGGAGUGCUUGAGAACUAAGCUUCGAAAUGCAAAGAUACAAGCAGCAUUUGAAAUACAGACGGACAUGCAUUUAAAUAAGAUAGUCAUGUAUGCCUUUAUCGCAGAUGAACUUAAAAGAGCGCUUGAGUUUAUUGACGACUGCCUGACUGUAAAAGAAUUGGCUCUAACGAAAGGUAUUGAUAUUAAGUCUCUUGAAAUGACGGUCACUGGAAUGACAUCUGCUAACCACACCACGAAAGUUUAUCCGAGUUCGUCAGGAAUUUUUAUCUGUAGUUUUUCUAAAACAAUAGCGGAUGAUUUUGAAAAUAAGCUCUUGAAAAACAUUCAGAGUACAAGACCAAAACUUGCUGGCCAUGUGGAACUAUAUAGAGCAAAGGCAAGAUGUUUCAAAAAAUGUUAUUUGCAAAAUGUGGAGUCUGCCAUGAGCCAAAGGAAGGGUAGCAUCACGUGGACUGAAACAGGACAUGGUGCAGAAUAUAAGCUCGUGGUUAACGUUGAAGGGGAUGAAGAUGACAUUAAAUUCAUCGAAUCGAGAACCAAUAAAAUUUGGAGUGAAAAUUUUGAUUUUAAGGAAGUUUGCACCGACGAUGCCGACAUUUGGCUGUUGAUGACGGGCUUUAAACCUGGAUUGAAACACGAUUUUCUUACAACAUGUGAAGAAAGAUUCAACUGUUGGCUCGAUGUCUCGAAGGAAGGGGAGAUUAUUCCGCCUACAAAAGGUCGAUCGAGGGUGUCAGUAGAUUCCGAGGUCGUUUUCUCGUCGGAUCAAAGUAGUUCAAGCGAAUCUGAGGGCAUAGGAUCUCAUCCUGAGAAUAUUCAAGACAUGGAACAAUUGUUGGCUGUUCGUGCAAAACCGAGGAGCGGUAGAAACAAUUUGACUAAAUUCCAGCCUCCAGAUUUAUCUGACGAGGUAGCAUUGCAAGCAGUCUUGCGCGAGUCUCUAAGGUCAUCGGGUGAAAUGUCUCUUACAGAAGGGUUGUACAGAUCCCAUGAUCAAGAGUUCCGAAAUAGACGUCAGUCAUCAUCGCCACUUUCUUACAGUGAAACUAUUUCAGGCGUGAGCAUAGUUAUCAAAAAAGGUGAACUCGUAAAAGAACAUGCCGAUGUGCUGGUUAACAUUUUGUCCCCAGAUAUGCAACUCAGAGAGAGUAUUGUGUCGAAAGUCUUCCUGGAAUCAUGCGGACAAAGGCUGCAAAUGGAAUUUGAUUCAGCAGUGCGGACGCCUGUGAUAACUACAACAGGCUGCGGCCUUGGGUGUAAAGACAUUCUUCAUGUCGGUCUGAAAAAGGGAAGAAACUGCGAGUGCGUCUCCGAGGUUAUGAAGAUGAUUUUGGACUCGAGUGAAAAUUUACAAUGCCAAUCGCUUGCAAUGCCACCACUAGGAGGCGGCCAGUUAUACCAAUAUCCAAUUCAAUCUGUUGCCUCACUGAUGUUUCAAGUUAUGACUGAUCAUUUUCAACAAGGCUCCUCUUUACAGACGAUAACCGUUAUGGCUUACGACAAAGGUACGUUUGAUGAAUUAAAAACUGCCCUUGCGCAAGUACGAUCAUCAUCACCAGGUUCCAGGCACCAAGGGCCACAACACGCAAUGACUAUCGCGUCGAAUUUGCACGGUCAAAUUGGUUUGCAGAGACCUCAGGUGCGGCAAUUUAAUGCACCUCCGAACAACCAAUUUGUUCGCAGGCAGAACGAUAAGCCAUUACAACACCGGCAUAGUGAACCUGAUAUAAGAUCUAGACAGACUUCAAUCAAGACGUAUCAUGAGACACAUGCACAGUCUCGCGUAUCAGAGCGACGAGGACGGCAACACUCGAAACGUUCACAGAAUAAAAAAAGGGCCCCAUACUACAGCAAAACAGACAAAAUCACAAUCAAGGUGUUUGCGAAAAGUAAGGACGAAUGUAUAAAGGCUAGGAGUAAAAUCAGUGAAACAAUGAGGGAUGAACUUCUGUUAGAAGAGAAAUUUGACACAGUGGAACAUAUAUCGAAAGAGACGAAGGAUUCAAUCGUGAAGAUAAUCAGCAAGUACAACAUCCGGUCUAUCAAAGGUAAUAAACACUACAUUCUAAAGGGGAAAAAGGAAAACGUUUCUGAUGCUCACAAAGAAAUAUUGAAGUUGUUGAUAAUUGAUCCCGAAAAGUCAAGAGAACGCCCGCGUCGAAAAAAUGUGAAACGAGGCACUGCUGAAUUUGCAGAGUCCAUGGCCCUUAAAGAAGCAAACAUUCCAAAUUACUGGGAACUGUAUAAAGACAACACAACCUUUUCGGAAAUGUUAAGGAUAUGCAAAAGUGCACUCGGUAAAAACUAUAAAAAGAUUGCAAUCGAUGCAAAUUGCCGAACCUAUACUAGAAUUGUAAAAAUGGUCAAUGGAACGUUUGAUUCAACAAAGAUUGGAUAUGGUAAAGACGCCAAAGGACUAGAAAAGUUAAUGUACAGCAAGUUGUGGAUAACAAAAAUACAAAGAAUAGAAAAUCCUCAGCUUUUUCGCCAGUAUGUUCAGAAAAGGCAGGCAAUAUUUCUUAAAUUGUCGAACGAAAAACUUGGCUGCUGGCCGACCGUAGGACAACUACCAAACAGUUCCGGUGAAAUAACGACAGGCAAUGACCAAUCCUACACAAUGGAAAAAGAUCUCUAUUCAGAGAUCAACGAAGUGUUUUUGUUUCACGGAACAAAACCAGACACGAUACAAACCAUUUGCAAUAAUGGUCUAGAUCAUCGUCUUUGCAGUGAUAAAGCCAUGUUUGGUUCGGGAAUAUAUGGUGCUGAAAAGGCUUCAAAGGCAGAUCAAUACACUGAUGAUUCAUCGACUCGCACUGGUGGAACUGGCAAGGAAAAGAAAAUGUUUCUGAUGCGGGUAACUCUUGGAAAAUGUUACCUAUGCACUAAUCCGAACCCGCAGAAAUACAGACGACCUCCAUGCACUAAGUGCAAAAGGGAUGACUGCAAGACCCACGAUUCCAUUUAUGAUUCUGUUGUCGGGGACAACAAGAAAUUAUUUCGGGAGUUCGUGGUGUAUGAUGAUUUGCAGUGUUAUCCUGAAUAUCUGAUCACGUAUGAACGCAGAUAAUUGAUUGCGGUUGGCUAUAAAGAGCGAACGUUUUAGACUUAUUUUGCUAGUUCUAUGAAUCGGAAUUUGAUCAAACUAAAUGUUUGAUUUAGAUCGCGAUUGUUUUAACAUGCAUCUUAAGACGAUGCAUAAUAUUUAAUACUUUUUUCUAUAUUAAGGUAACAAAGCUGAAAAAUCGCGGACAAUAAUUUCUAUCAAUUGCCUGUAUUCAUAUAUUAUCCAAUGAAUGGAUAUAUAAAGCUGAUUGUGUAAAGCUGUUAUAUGUGCAAUCAGUUUGAGCGUCACAAACAAGAUGGCAUAUGUCUGCGCUAGUCUUUUACAUGGUAUUGUUUCUCUAUCACUUUACAUAACGUCUGUGUGAUUCAUUUACUGGUAAUUCUUCUGCAUUCGUUUUGCAGAACGCCGGUAUUACUAUGAUCUUUAAAACACAUUGCGCCUUUUAUGAACGUUUUGGGACAAAUGUGGAGCUUACUUCCAAGUACGGAGUUAACGAGGUCGGCACCGUACAGUUAUCUGCCAACGGAGCUUCACGCACUAGUUUUAAGUUAUAUUUACCGAUAUUCUUGUCGAAGAAAUUGAAAUUAAAUAUUCGAAUUCGUCAAUUAAAAGGAGCAAUACUCGUACAUAAAUUUAGUGCUACUUAAAUUGUUACAAGAAAAUGUCGUCAUGCUAUAUUUGAUAAAAGUAAAAGAUGAAUGUAAAAAAAACAUGUUUCAUUUAUGUAAAUUUGUUUGCAAAUUUAAACAAAGCAUAAGCUUUUUUCCAACGAACGCUUCGCUCAUUAUGUACAUAUUACUAUAAAACUUGUAUAAAAUAACUGAUCCCUAUUCAGAUGUAUAACCAUAUUUCUUACAUGUCUACUUCUAGGAACUCUUUUAUCAGCGUUUUUUUAUAUAUUCCGAACAGAAGUCUUGAUAGUAUGCUUAUUCAGCAUUGAAGUCAUUGACCUGCUUUGUUUUAUUCGUUUACAUGCUUCAAGUAUUUGAAUUGUUUUGUUCUGCUUUUUAUGUUAACAGUGUAUACACAUGUCUCACGCAAAACCAUAGUUGUCGGGCUUUUGGAUUAUUAUAUCUGCUAUAAUUAUGCCAAUAAUAUGUGCUUCCGAUAUUGUAAUAUUUCCAUUAUUUAUUCUAAUUAUCGUAUAUAAGAAAAAAUAUAUUUUAGAAAUGUAAACACGUGUUACUUCGUCAACCUUCCGUUUUGAUUUAUACUGUCGCCAUUGUAUAAGUGCCUACCUGUCCAGGUUGCAUUUUUUUCCGCCAAAUAAGUACAGAAGAAUCUUAAGAGUUUUGAUACAAAAGCAGGAUAUAUUCAAGAGAAGCUGAGCACCGCUUAUUUGAUGGGUACGCAUUAGAAGUGUGUCUGGCGGUGUGCUAGGCGUGACGAAACACGUGAAUUUAAUGAUUAUCAUUGGAACACCUGUUUGAAGUAGUGUUUGGGUAUUGUGUAUGUGAUCUAGUAUGUUAAAAUAAGUUAAUAAUAAUAGUGAAUACUGUUUUUAUCAAACAGAAGUGAAACAUUAACAAAUAGUAACCAAGAACAAUACUUAUAUAAGCAUCAUGACUUUUACCAGAUGUGUACCGUGGGCACUUAAAACGCGCACUAUAACGGACAUUAACGAUGUUUUAUAAAAAUGAGUACCGUAGUCCCGAUGGUUUGUUAUAGAGCAAGAUUUCAUGGUCUUAAAAUAAAGUUUACGCAUUAACGUUAAAUAUAUGUUUCAGUAAGGCAGAACAACAUUAUUUUACUUCUGGUUUGCUAAUAUAUUGCCUUUUGUGGCUCGUCUUUGAUAAGUAACGUUAAAUACAACCCCAUUACCAAUUAGGUUCCGUUAUUCGUCUGCUGAUUAUCUGUUACCAGGAGUGAUCAAAUAAGUUUUGAUGACAGAAAGAAACUAAGAUGUUUAAGGAUAACAUAAUGUUAUUAAUUUGGUGAUUUCAUAUUUAUCAAGUUAUUUGUUCGAGAUAAGCUGUACGGGUUCAGACAAAAACUGCUUACCGAGGACAAAUAAUUGGGCCAAUAUGAGAUUACCUAGUUAAUAAGUAUUUAUUAAUUAACUAUAACGUAUAGUACGACAUUUUGGUUAAAACGUUCUAAUUAGUUACCUCAAGUUAUAUAUGAAGCAUAAUUAUCCAUUAUUCAUUCAAGGUGUCUGCUUUUCUAGACUUUACUCUGCUGAUUUUGACAUGCAUCCAUAAGU
Messenger RNA from Mya arenaria, 6462 nucleotides. RefSeq lists its product as uncharacterized. Gene Ontology annotation, cellular component: cytoplasm; nucleus. Gene Ontology annotation, biological process: negative regulation of gene expression. Gene Ontology annotation, molecular function: transcription corepressor activity; NAD+ poly-ADP-ribosyltransferase activity. Lineage: Eukaryota; Metazoa; Mollusca; Bivalvia; Myida; Myidae. Bases 36 to 4262 code for a protein of 1408 amino acids. The transcript is spliced from 18 exons. The record is from RefSeq and is a predicted model, not a curated record.